Molecule: messenger RNA, 6233 nt
Organism: Phascolarctos cinereus (koala)
Lineage: Eukaryota; Metazoa; Chordata; Mammalia; Diprotodontia; Phascolarctidae
Gene: KCNH1
Product: potassium voltage-gated channel subfamily H member 1
Biological process (GO): regulation of membrane potential; potassium ion transmembrane transport
Cellular component (GO): plasma membrane; voltage-gated potassium channel complex
Molecular function (GO): delayed rectifier potassium channel activity
Source: RefSeq, a predicted model, not a curated record
CUGGAGGGAGGGAGGCGUGAAGAGAGCGAGGGAGGCUGCUGGAGGGAGCCUCCGCCUCCGCUGCACCAGCCCGCUCGGGUCCCAGCGGAGACCAUGGGGAGCUCCGAGCGGGGAUCGCGCUCUGCUCCCGCGCCCAGCCUCCUGCAGCCGUGAAAAGCCGAGUCGGGACUCCCCCCCACCCCCAGAGCUGCGGGGAGGAUGACUAUGGCUGGGGGCAGAAGGGGGCUGGUUGCCCCUCAGAACACGUUUCUCGAGAACAUUGUCCGGAGGUCCAAUGAUACCAACUUUGUGCUGGGCAACGCUCAGAUAGUGGACUGGCCCAUCGUCUACAGCAAUGAUGGAUUUUGCAAGUUAUCAGGAUACCACAGGGCGGAAGUCAUGCAAAAAAGCAGUACCUGCAGUUUUAUGUAUGGGGAGCUGACAGACAAAGAUACAAUUGAGAAGGUGCGGCAGACAUUUGAGAAUUAUGAAAUGAACUCUUUUGAAAUCCUGAUGUACAAAAAGAACAGGACACCUGUGUGGUUCUUUGUGAAAAUCGCUCCAAUUCGAAACGAACAGGAUAAAGUGGUUCUAUUUCUUUGCACUUUCAGUGACAUAACAGCUUUCAAACAGCCAAUUGAGGAUGAUUCAUGUAAAGGUUGGGGAAAAUUUGCCCGGCUAACUAGAGCACUGACAAGCAGCAGGGGGGUCCUGCAGCAGUUGGCUCCCAGCGUGCAGAAGGGUGAAAAUGUCCACAAGCAUUCCCGCCUGGCUGAGGUCUUGCAGCUGGGUUCAGACAUUCUUCCCCAGUACAAGCAGGAGGCACCUAAGACUCCCCCUCACAUCAUCUUACAUUAUUGUGUUUUCAAGACCACCUGGGAUUGGAUCAUCUUGAUCUUAACUUUCUACACUGCCAUUUUGGUCCCUUACAAUGUCUCUUUUAAAACAAGGCAGAACAACGUGGCCUGGCUGGUUGUGGACAGUAUUGUGGAUGUCAUCUUCCUGGUGGACAUUGUGCUUAAUUUUCAUACUACCUUUGUUGGACCAGCUGGGGAGGUGAUCUCUGACCCCAAACUCAUCCGAAUGAAUUACCUGAAGACCUGGUUUGUGAUUGACUUGCUAUCCUGUUUGCCAUAUGAUGUCAUCAAUGCAUUUGAGAACGUGGAUGAGGGAAUCAGCAGCCUGUUUAGCUCACUGAAAGUUGUCCGACUCCUACGCCUGGGACGAGUGGCCCGCAAGUUGGAUCACUACAUUGAGUAUGGAGCUGCGGUCCUUGUCCUGCUGGUGUGUGUGUUUGGAUUGGCGGCCCACUGGAUGGCCUGUAUCUGGUACAGCAUCGGGGACUAUGAGAUCUUUGACGAGGACACAAAAAUGAUCCGUAACAACAGCUGGCUCUACCAGCUGGCUAUGGAUGCUGGGACGCCUUACCAGUUCAAUGUGUCUGGCCUGGGGAAGUGGGAAGGUGGCCCAAGUAAGAAUUCUGUCUACAUCUCUUCCUUGUAUUUCACCAUGACCAGCCUCACCAGCGUGGGGUUCGGGAACAUUGCCCCCUCCACAGACAUAGAGAAGAUCUUUGCAGUCGCUAUAAUGAUGAUUGGCUCCCUCCUGUAUGCCACCAUUUUUGGGAAUGUGACCACCAUUUUCCAGCAGAUGUAUGCUAACACCAACAGGUACCAUGAGAUGCUCAACAGUGUUCGGGAUUUCCUGAAGCUCUACCAGGUGCCAAAGGGACUCAGUGAACGAGUCAUGGAUUACAUUGUGUCCACUUGGUCCAUGUCCAGAGGCAUUGACACUGAGAAGGUUCUCCAGAUAUGCCCCAAGGACAUGCGGGCUGAUAUCUGUGUGCACCUAAAUCGCAAGGUGUUCAAGGAGCAUCCAGCAUUCCGGCUCGCCAGCGAUGGCUGCCUACGGGCACUGGCCAUGGAAUUCCAGACGGUUCAUUGCGCCCCUGGCGACCUCAUCUACCAUGCUGGCGAGAGUGUUGACAGCCUGUGCUUUGUGGUUUCAGGUUCUUUGGAAGUGAUUCAGGAUGAUGAGGUGGUAGCCAUUUUGGGAAAAGGAGAUGUGUUUGGAGAUGUGUUCUGGAAGGAAGCCACGCUUGCCCAGUCCUGUGCCAAUGUCAGGGCCUUAACCUACUGUGACCUGCAUGUGAUUAAGCGGGAUGCCCUGCAGAAAGUGCUAGAAUUCUACACAGCCUUCUCUCACUCCUUCUCGAGAAACCUCAUCCUCACAUACAAUCUGAGGAAAAGGAUUGUGUUUCGGAAGAUCAGCGAUGUGAAGAGGGAAGAAGAAGAGAGAAUGAAACGGAAGAAUGAGGCCCCCCUGAUCCUGCCCCCAGACCAUCCUGUCCGGAGGCUCUUCCAAAGAUUCCGGCAGCAGAAGGAAGCCAGACUGGCAGCAGAGAGGGGAGGCCGGGAUCUGGAUGACCUGGAUGUGGAGAAGGGCAAUAUUCUUUCAGAGCAUUCCUCUGCCAACCACACAGUGGUAAAGGCCAGUAUCGUUACUGUCCGGGAAAGCCCGGCCACCCCUGUCUCUUUCCAGUCAGCGUCUACCUCAGGGGUGUCAGACCAUGCCAAGCUACAUGCCCCUGUGUCUGAGGGCCUGGGCCCCAAGGGGGGUGGGGGGGACUGUCCCCGACGCAAAGGUUGGGCUCGUUUCAAAGAUGCCUGUGGAAAGGGGGAGGACUGGAACAAAGUCUCUAAGGCCGAGUCGAUGGAGACUCUCCCCGAGAGGACAAAGACACCUGGGGAGGCCACACUGAAGAAGACAGACUCUUGUGAUAGUGGCAUCACCAAAAGUGACUUGCGCUUGGACAAUGUUGGUGAGACCAGGAGUCCUCAGGACCGCAGCCCUAUCCUUGCAGAGGUCAAGCAUUCCUUCUACCCCAUCCCUGAGCAGACUCUUCAGGCCACCAUGUUGGAGGUGAAGCAUGAGCUAAAAGAGGACAUUAAGGCCUUGAACAACAAAAUGGCAAACAUUGAAAAACAGCUCUCUGAGAUACUAAGGAUAUUGACUUCCAGAAGAUCUUCUCAGUCCCCCCAGGAGCUGUUUGAAAUAUCGAGGCCCCAGUCCCCAGAAUCAGAGAGAGACAUUUUUGGAGCAAGCUGAGAGGCCCAUUUAUUUAAAAAUGAAAAUAAAAGAAUAAACAUUGCAAACCCUCUUCCAGAAACACAUGCAUAGAGCUAACAUUUUCUUCUCAAAAUAAGAUUUUCUCAUUGAUGGAAAAUCAGUGAGGGACCAGUCGAUCCAGCAUGCUCCCCACUCUCUGGACAAAGAGGAAUUUGCCACCACCCUGCAAGAUGGCACUUGUGCUGGAAGUGUCUUAGCACAAAUUUGGAAGAGGGGAUACACUGUUCAAAGAGUAUUUUCCUUAUCUCCUCAGUUCGGACAUUUUUUUUUAACUUCCAUAAUAUUUGUAAAAAAGAAAUAUAGAGGAAAAAAAAAAGAACCCAUCAGCCUUUUGAGGAUUGAGGCGGGUGGGCUGGGAAUGUGUUCACAACCAUGUGACCUUCAGCUCCUUUGCCAAGUCCCUAAAGACUCUGGAGGGUGUGAGAAUCACUAGCACCCUCCUGCUGGGCUGCCUUCCUGUACAUUUGUACAGCCAGUAUCCAGUGUCAUAGUAUAUUUUCAUAUCGUAAGAAUCAUUUGUAACAAGCAUGGGGGAAAGGACGGAACAGAUGGGAGGGCAGAACUCCUUUUAUCCUCUCAUCUGUCACAAUCAGGACCAAAAGACAGAUGCAGGUGUUGUGCCUCCCACCAAAGGUUAGAAUCAUGAAGCCCUGGGGAUUUGCCAGAGGGCAUGAAACCCAGUGGGUGACUCCAGGAUAUAUGCAGGCCCUAGCCCUCUCUCUUGGUCUGCAACCAGUGACUUAGAUUUUUAUGUGUCCCCAAGGCUGCUGAAUGUCUGCAUAGAACCCUGAUCUCUCAUUCCAAAAGAGUUAAGAGCUGAGCCAGUUAUCUGGAGGGAGAGAGAUAGAGUCUCCUUACCCAGGAUCAUUAGCAGGCCAUUUUUUUUUCUGGAGAUCUCACAUGGACACUGAGUACCUCUAAGUGAUUCCAGGCUCCUGAUUGACUCCUAUCUCCAGGUGCAGUUCUUUACCUUUUGGACAAUAUAUAUAUAUAUACAUAUAUACAACCCAACAGAAAGGGAAUGCCUGUGUAACAUUCCUUGGGGUAUAUUGGAGAUGAAAAAAGCAUCAGGAACCCAGAUUUGACUUUUUUAAGAAUGAUAAUAUUUUGUGGCAUGUAUGUUAUGUUUUUGUUAUAAUUCUCAAUAGAAUUGGCCUUUGCUUUACCUUUGUUCUCAGCCAGAAAUCAUUGUGGGACACUUACAAGUCCCCCAGUUGCUAUCUCAUAAACAGAAAUCCUUAGGUUGACUUGUAAGAGCUGUUCAAAAAUGGAAUGGAGUACCACAUUAAGUAAUGAGUUCCUCAACACUGAAGGAAUUCAAACAAAAGCUGAAUGACCGCCAUUUGAAGAUAGAAAGGGGGAUGCCUUCCCCGGGCUCCCCAAAUGGACUGAGUUCAGAACUGGAGGUCAUUGUGGGACACAUUUUGGAAAAGCCAAACCUUUUGUGUCAUAUACUCUCAACAUUAGAAAUAGUAUCAGAAAGCAAAGAGGGGAAGGGGGUUCAAGGAUUAUGUUUUCACUUUCAGCUGGAAAAGAUAAAAGGAACCAGCAUUUCAGGAACAAGAGUGUUUGAGAUCUGGCUCAGCCUAUGGUCCAAACAGGGCCCCAUAUCCAGGCCCAUAUAUUAAUGAUCAAUGCAGGAAGGCCCUACCCCAGCCAACAGUUGUGAUCCUUAUCCCAUGAUGCUUGGGGGCUUUCCAAUGCAACCGGAGUUACUUCCCUAAAUAUUGGUUUCCUCCAGCAAUAUUUUGGGAUGAAGGGUAAAGAAGGGAGAGGGAAGUAUCAGUCUGUUGGACCCACAGAUGAUUCUGGAAUAUGCAAACCUCUGACGCAAGGUAAAGUUGGCUUGAAGUGUGCCCUACGCAAAGGCAGCAGGGACCCAAAAAGAGACUAGAUGUUAGAGUUCAGUGCUGAGAGCUUAGCAUUAGAAAGCCCAGGAUUAGAAAUGCAGCUGCAUCUUAAGCAUUCCAAGCCUGUCAGUGUCACUUGAGAAUUCCUGCUCCAAGUUUUAAUGAAAAGCAUCUUCUUGCACGGACUCUGUAGUAGGGAACGUGACCGCAGAGCCGCUACCUUUUGCUUAUGCUAAUUAACAUCGUGAAAUCAAUCGUCCUUAGGACUCUGAGGCUAUGGUGAGCUGAUGUGCUAAAGCACACAGUGCUUCUGAAAACUUGCUACCAGGUCCUACUCUCCCUAUCUUUACUCUGCAUCCACAGGAAGCACAAAUGGGCAGUUGGGUGGCCUUGGCCUUCCAGUUGCUCCCAUGAGCCAUCACUGUCAGGCUCUCUCUCCCAUUCCCCUAAGAAACUAGGCCUCAGAGUCCAAGGUUGUAAUCAUUCCCCUGAUGAUGUCAACGCAUGAAAAGCUUUCAUUUGAGGAUGAUGCAAUAACUCGCUCUAAAGUUGACUCCAUGGUGUUACUUAAGUCAUGGACAAAAUCCCGUCUGAUGAGGAGUAUCAUUUCAUUUCUGUGAGGACAGAUGCCAGUGCUUUGUAAAUUUGAUUAAAGCUUUGGAGAAAGUUAUGUCCUCCUACUUCCCAUACCAUCCUCCUACUAACUUGACAGAUUUGGGUUUUUUUUUGUCUCCCUGGUGCUUAAGCAGUCUAUCAACAAGCAUUUAUUAAGCACCUUUUAAGUGCCAGAAACUAUGCUCAACACUAAGGAUAAAAAGGCAAAAAUGAAACAAUCCGGCCUCCAUUCUAAUUCUCCAUUCAUUCCAGUGCACCGUGCUGUAGAGGAAAGUGAGCAGAGCACACCAAUAUCUACAUCUCCCAUGUUACAGAAAUCUCUACAUGCUUUGGUCUUUUUUUUUUCUCUUAGAAAUAAUGAGGGGAAAUGCUGUAAACUGUCUCUGAAACAUCAUGUCCCACCUUUUCUUAAGCAAGUCAUGUUGCAUGAGGAAGGAAACUGCUACGUCUACUUCCAGGAAGUGUCUGAUUCUAGAGACAAUGCUUGCCAACUGCCAGCUCGAUAUUUCUUCCUUCUUUUUAACACACUCCAAAGAUCAGGCCAGAAGCAGUGUUGAGCCAGCAGGUCUAGCAAUGUGCCGGCCAAUAGAAUUAUUCUUCCCCCUUCUUCCUCUUUUAGUUCCUUCACCUGAGAGGCAGCAUGAUAUAUUGGAAAGUGUA